Molecule: messenger RNA, 1616 nt
Organism: Aedes aegypti (yellow fever mosquito)
Lineage: Eukaryota; Metazoa; Arthropoda; Insecta; Diptera; Culicidae
Gene: Cth
Product: cystathionine gamma-lyase
Exons: 5
Coding region: 330-1541 (403 amino acids)
Biological process (GO): transsulfuration
Cellular component (GO): cytoplasm
Molecular function (GO): pyridoxal phosphate binding; cystathionine gamma-lyase activity
Source: RefSeq, a predicted model, not a curated record
CCGGUCGAAUCGGUGGCCACAGAAAGUGAAUGAUUAUAGUCUUCGUAUAUUCGUUCGUAUUCGUUUUCGCUCUCCUCUCGGAAUGAUCUCGGACCAUCUAAUGUGGGUUGUAAUGGAACAACAACGGUUGAAAAAAAAUAUAAGUAUCGAUUACCGGCUCGGCUCUAGAGGCAGUCGUCGCUUUAAUCGCUCAGGGAGUAGACGUACUUUCCGCUUUGGCAUUUAUUCCACGUGUAUCAUCCUGUGGAGUUUUUAAUUUGUACUGAAAAAGGACGUCCUUGGCUGCAAAGUGAUUCUAUAAACAGGAAAAAAGCUAUCUACAAUCUACAAUGUUUAGCGAAAAGAUCACCAACGGAGUCGAAAGAGCCGAGGACGGUUUCCGUGCGCAGCCGAAGGGUUUUGCUACCAAGGCGAUACACGUGGGCCAAGAUGCGGAACAGUGGAAGAGCCGAGCCGUUGUGCCACCGAUCAGUAUGAGCACAACGUUCAAACAAUUUGGACCGGCUCAACAUGCGGGAUACGAAUACGGUCGCAGUGGUAAUCCAACGCGUGAUGUGCUGGAGAGAUGCCUUGCUUCCCUCGAUAAUGGCAAAUAUGGGCUGACGUUCUCUUCGGGUUUGGGAGUAACGACUACCGUGAUCACGAUGCUCAGCGCUGGAGAUCACAUCGUAGCCGGAGACGAUCUGUACGGUGGCACCAAUCGACUUCUGCGGAAGGUGGCCAUGAAAAUGAACAUCGAAGUUGAUUUCGUUGACUGCACGGAUCUGGCCAAGGUUGAGGCCGCGGUGAAGCCAAACACGAAGCUUUUCUGGAUAGAAACCCCAACCAAUCCCCUGCUGAAAGUGAUCGAUAUCGAAGCGGUCAGCGAAGUGGCGCAUAAAUUCCCAGGAGUUGUGGUUGUGGUAGAUAACACAUUCUUGUCUGCAUAUCUGCAGAGGCCACUGGAUUUGGGUGCCGAUAUUGUUAUGUACUCUUUGACCAAGUACAUGAACGGUCAUUCCGAUGUCAUUAUGGGAGCUGCUAUCAUGAAUGAUGAUGCCCUAUAUGAGCAGCUCAAAUUUCUUCAGAAUGCUGCCGGUAUCGUCCCAUCCCCAUUCGAUUGCUAUCUGGUAAACCGAAGCCUGAAGACGCUAGCCCUUCGCAUGGAACGGCACAAGUCUAACUCCCUGGCCAUUGCAAAGUUCCUGGAAAAGCACCCGAAAGUGGAACGCGUCUUGCACCCCGGUUUGCCGUCUCACCCUCAGCACGAACUGGCCAAGAAACAAACCUACGGCCACAGUGGCAUUAUGUCUUUCUACAUCAAGGGGGGCAUGGAGGAAUCUACGAAGUUCCUGCAGUCAUUGGAGGUGUUCACGUUGGCGGAAAGUCUCGGCGGAUACGAGAGUCUCGCCGAAGUGCCGUCAGUCAUGACACAUGCCUCCGUGCCGCCAGAGCACCGGGCACUUUUGGGCAUCACAGACAAUUUAAUUAGAAUUUCAGUCGGGCUGGAAGACGCAGACGAUUUAAUCGUGGAUCUGAAACAAGCUCUUGAAAAGGCAUAAGUGUUGGAAAAAUUGAUGUUGAUUUUAAAAUAUAACGAAAUUGUUCAAAAACCUGCUGGGUUUAAAAAGUUUUAA